CGCCGGCGGCUGUGCGAGAGACAGAACUUGCCAAACUGGCUGGGAUCACAGCCCACCUACUCAGGCACCCAUCUUAUCACAGCCCAGGAAAGCCCCAGAGCCUGAGUGCAGCCAGCUGUGGAGUAACCUGCCCGUGCAGGAGAUAACCCUCUGCUCACAUUACUUACUGCUUUGCUUAUGCCUGGCUAGAGGAAAAUUUGUCUUCAGUGUGCUUUCACUCUGUUAAUGGAAUUGCAGAUGUUCUUAUUAUGGAGAUCUACUUCCAAUAUUUUAUUGAAUUACUCCCACAUUGCUCUGUGGCAAUAUGUCCCACAGGCUCAAUGCACAUGGUAUGCUGUGGAAUUUCAUUUCCUCCAUUUUAAUUUGUUGUUUUUUAAUUUCAGUUCAUUUUCAAUAUGGAAAAGAGGUAAAUGGGGUCCUUUUUUUUGGUUUAGGCAUCAUUGUUUUACAUGUUUCUUUUUCCCUUCUCAUCUCUGCUGUUUCUCUUGCCUUUGCCUCAAACCAUACCAUGAUUUUCCUACUGCUACCUGCCUCAUGCGUAAUUGCUAAAUCUUAUUACGUCUCUGUGGGCUUCUGUUUUUUGUUGUCUCGAGCAAAUUUAAUCAGAAUUGGUCAUUCUGCCUUGCCCACGCUGUGAAAUUCUGCUCGAGAUUUUUUCUGUGUUCUUGGCUUUUCCUUUGUUUAUAAGCAGAACAUUUGCUUUGAUUGCUUGAAAUUGUGGUAAGCAAAGACCUUUUCUGAGCUGUCUCUAGUCAUGGUAGAUAUUUUGCUGGCAUGUUUAAUUAAUGGUACCAUCAUCUCUGUACAUGGGAAGUUAAAUUUUAUCUUGCAGAGCUGUACCAGUAAAUAGGAAUCCCAGUGCAACAUGGUUGGAGCUGCCUGGAAAUCCUCCCUAGAGUCUCCAGGCUUGGUGCUGUGUUUCAGAGAUGUAGAUGGCAGCUGCUGCCUUUGAAGGACUCGUCUGACCCUGUGCAGCACCUCCAGUUGCUACCAUGAUCUUCUGCAUGCUGCUGCUGGCCUCCCUGCCUGAGCCCUCUGGCACCGAAGUCAACCCUGCAAUCUGUCGUUACCCUCUGGGCAUGCACGAGGGGACCAUCCGGGAUGAGGACAUCACUGCUUCCAGCCAGUGGUACGACUCCACAGGGCCCCAAUAUGCACGGUUACAGAGGGAAGAGGGGGAUGGAGCCUGGUGCCCAGCUGGUUUGCUGGAGCCCGAAGAUGUGCAGUUCCUGCAGAUUGACCUGCACAAGCUGUUCUUCAUCACCCUGGUGGGCACCCAGGGCCGGCACGCCCGCGCCACGGGCAAGGAGUUCGCCCGCGCGUACCGCAUCGACUACAGCCGCAACGGGGAGCGCUGGAUCUCCUGGAGGAGCCGCCAGGGAGGCAGGGUGAUCGAUGGCAACACGGACACCUACGACGUGGUGCUGAAGGACCUGCGGCCGCCCAUCAUCGCGCGCUUCGUGCGCCUCAUCCCCGUCACCAAGGCGCCCAUGACCGUGUGCAUGAGGGUGGAGCUCUACGGCUGCGUCUGGCACGAUGGUUUGGCAUCCUACAGCAUCCCUGAAGGAGGGACAAUAGCAGCUCCCGGGUUCCCCAUAGUUUAUCUGAAUGACUCGACCUAUGAUGGCUAUCAGGAACGCAGGCACCUGUAUGGAGGGCUGGGCCAGCUCACAGAUGGAGUGCUGGGGCUGGAUGACUUCACCCAGAGCCACCAGUACCGCGUGUGGCCAGGCUACGACUACGUGGGCUGGAGGAACGAGAGCUUCAGCACGGGCGCGGUGGAAAUGGAGUUCCAGUUUGACCGCCCACGGAACUUCACCUCCAUGAAGGUGCACUGUAACAACAUGUUUUCCAAGGGGGUGAAGAUUUUCCAGAGGGUGGAGUGUCUGUUCAAGCCUCGGCUGAUCGCAGACUGGGAGCCCGAGCCUGUGGGGGUGGCCACAGUGCUGGAUGACAAAAACCCCAGUGCCAGGUUCGUGACCGUGCCCCUGCAGCAGCGCGUGGGCAAGGCCAUCCUGUGCCGCUUCUACUUCGCUGACACCUGGAUGAUGAUGAGCGAGAUCUCCUUCCAGUCAGACAUGGAGAGUGUGAAUCCCAGUUUUGUUACGGCAGCCACAAGCACCACGGAGCUCCUGGAAACGGAGCACAACGUUACUGAGGGCACCUGGGGAACCACAUCUUCUGUAACCAGCACCUGGAUAGGGGAGAAGGCAGACGACUCCAACACCUCCAUCCUCGUGGGCUGCCUUGUGGCUAUUAUUCUGCUGCUCCUGAUGAUUAUAAUCAUCAUUCUUUGGAAGCAAUAUGUUCAAAAAAGGCUGGAAAAGGCCCCACGUCGAAUCCUGGAGGAGGAUGCCACUGUUCGCCUCUCCUUCUACAGCUACACCAUUGCCAACAACCAGACCCAGAUCCACCAGUCAAAUCCCACCUAUGAACGUGCCUUCCCACUGGAUUUGGAAUAUCACCAGCCAGCUACACUGCUCCAAAAGCUUCCAGAGCUCUCACAAAGUGCAGAGGAUUCAGUGUGCAGUGGGGACUACGCUGAGCCCGACCUGACCAAGUCCACCCCUCACCAAGGCUUCCAGAACAACGUCCCCCACUACGCCGAGACCGACAUCGUGCACCUGCAGGGCGUGACAGGCAACAACAUGUACGCCGUGCCAGCCCUGACCGUGGACUCCCUCACCAAGAAGGACAUCUCCGUCGGGGAGUUCCCCCGGCAGCAGCUGCGCCUCAAGGAGAAGCUGGGAGAAGGACAGUUUGGAGAGGUGCACCUCUGUGAAGCUGAUGGCCUGCUGGAAUUCCUGGGAGUCUCAUCCUCAGAAUUCACUCACCAGCCAGUUCUUGUGGCAGUGAAAAUGCUGAGAUCAGAUGUCAACAAAACAGCCAGGAAUGAUUUCCUGAAGGAGAUCAAGAUCAUGUCCAGGCUGAAGAACCCGAACAUCAUCCGGCUGCUGGGCGUGUGCGUGCGGGACGACCCCCUGUGCAUGAUCACAGAGUACAUGGAGAACGGGGACCUCAACCAGUUCCUGUCCCACAGGGAGAUCUACAGCAAAUUUGCCAUUUCAAACAACAUCCCCUGUGUCACCCACUCCAACCUGCUGUACAUGGCCACCCAGAUUGCCUCGGGGAUGAAGUACUUGGCAUCCCUGAACUUCGUGCACAGGGACCUGGCAACUCGCAACUGCCUGGUGGGCAACAACUACACCAUCAAGAUUGCAGACUUUGGCAUGAGCAGGAACCUUUACAGUGGGGAUUACUACAGGAUCCAGGGCAGAGCUGUGCUGCCCAUCCGUUGGAUGGCCUGGGAGAGCAUCCUGCUGGGCAAGUUCACCACAGCCAGCGACGUGUGGGCCUUUGGGGUGACCCUGUGGGAGAUGUUUGUGCUGUGCAAGGAGCAGCCCUACAGCCUCCUCACGGACGAGCAGGUCAUCGAGAACACGGGCGAGUUCUUCCGCAGCCAGGGCAGGCAGAUCUAUCUGUCCCAGACUCCUCUGUGUCCUAACCCUGUGUUCGACCUGAUGCUGAAAUGCUGGAGCAGGGAUAUCAAAGAUCGUCCCACUUUUGACAUGAUCCACCAGUUCCUGCUAGAACAAAUGGAAGCAAACAUUUGACUCCAGGAAAGAGGCAAGCUGUCGAGAACAGAGUGACUUUGGGGUCUCUUUGCCUGUCCCUCACAGUCAGGCUCCCCUCCCCAUUUCAGUUGGGACGUCCAUGGCAGCUGCUCAUUCUCUUGGCCAUGGUCUGACACACAGGACCAGAGGAUCUCAUUUGGUUGAAAAAUCAUCUCCUCUUCUGAAUCAUUUCCUGGGAAUACUGUGAGAGGGGUGUUAUUGGAUACCCACACACCUUUGGGCAGAUGUAAUGAGUAGAACUUGGAGGGACUUGGAGCUCUCUCCUGGCUGGAAGAGAAGGCGCGGUCGGUGAGAGCGCUGCCACUCGAGAGCAGGUUUCUGGAAGGAAAGGCUGCAGCCUUCCAGAGCUCUUCCAUGGAAUCUGGUGGAAGUCUUGUGCACAUGAGCAAGUGUUUCUGUGUGCUCUUGCUUCAGACAAUGGUGAGAGGCCAGAAACAUCUGGAGCUGGGAAAUGGUUUAAUGGACUUGGGAACUGACGGAGCAUUGAGGAACCCGUUGGGAGUGACACUGCCAGGGUCCACAGAAGAUGCUGAAACAAGAGUCCAAGAUGAUGUUCUGUUUUCCUGUGGUUGUUAAGCACUGCUUUGGUUAUAUAUGUGCGUUUUCCCCACACUGGAUUUUUUUUGUUGUUUUGUUUUCUAGAAAAAAAUGAUUUUAAAAUGAAUGUUAAAGGUUAUUGGGAGGUCACUGUGUUAGAAGGUCUUCCUCUGACCUACAAAUUAAGGUUAGGGUAGGGAGUUUGUAUUGAGAAGUAGCUGAUACUGUACUACUGUCACUAUGUAGAGCUAUUAACCUAAUGAACUUGUAGCCACAAUGGACUGAUGUGCAAUUAAUCCUGUAUAAUUACCCAUCAAUAUGAGAUCUCUAAAUCAAUGCUGUUACGUGUGAGAGGGAACUUAGAUUUGGUGGAACUGGAUGGCUGAGAGCAGAACCCUCUUUGUCACUUGUCACAGCCCCCAGGAGAGGGACGGGAGGAGCACACAGGUCACAGGUGUGUGUCUGGGCAGAGGUUCCUCUCCAGGUGUGCAGCAGGGUGGGGCCAUGGGCAGGCAGGGGCAGCUCGGGCCAGGCUGUGUCACUGCCCUGUCACAGUGGCCUGUCCUUUACCUUGGUUACUCAUCGAACUUGGGGUUGCCUUUUGUGUGUCCUGUCACAAACAGCUCAUUCUCUGGAGGGUUCUAGAGGGCUCUGAAAUCCAUUUGGAGCCAGUUGGAGAAUUUAGUGUGUGUUUCUACAAUAAAUCCGUUGUGGAUUUACCAGGUGCCUGGGGAAUACUCUGCUAUUCCCUCUCUAAUCAUUUAGCAAGAUACUUAGGACCAAACCAAAUAUUUCAUAAGCUGGGACAAGAUGAAAGCUCAGCACUUGGAGGUUUUUAUUUUUUUUUUUUAAGUAGAAUCCAUCAUAAAAUGUAUUUCCAGUAAAGAUUAUAGAUAAUUUUCAUCUUAGCCACAAGCAUAGAUGACAGGCAGGCUGGCUGUGAGAGGGGAAUGUCUGAGUGGUUUCAACACAGGCAUAAUUGUGCUAAAAGAAAAAACCCAGCUUCUGAAUGGGCAGAUGCCAGGCUGGAGUGUGGCAUGGCUGUGUCUGCUCCUUGGGAAGGCUCCAGCUGUGCCUGGCCUGUCCUGCUGGGGGUGUGUCCCCACUCCAGCUGCUCCUCUGAGCCCCUUUAGGGCUGAGGAGCCAGAGGGCCCAAGUGCUCUCAUCUCCCUGCAGGGAUUCCUGGAAUCUCACCCCCUGUAAGGUUUUCUUUUUCCCCCUGUGACUGGAGGGGUUGGGGUGAGCUGCCCUUCCCUGCUGGAGUCAGAGCCAGCAGAUCCCUACUGCAGCCUGCUGGGUGCUGCUGUCUGGCAAACCACUCAGACAAGGAAUUUCUGGGAUUCCUGCCCCAGGAAAUGUCCCCAGUGCCCCCCAGCCAUGUGUGUGGUCUCCUGGGCUCUGGAGCUGGGAGCUCCCAGGGCAGGGAGAGUCCCUGGAUGGGCUCUGUGCUUCUGUGACAUCUGGACAUGCUGUUCCUCCAUUGACAUGGUGACAUACAAAGUUUGUCUCAUAUCAAUAAAUUCUAAUGAUAACCUUGACAAAA
This is a messenger RNA of Lonchura striata (white-rumped munia), 5715 nucleotides long. NCBI's taxonomy places the organism in Eukaryota, Metazoa, Chordata, Aves, Passeriformes, Estrildidae. The record is from RefSeq and is a predicted model, not a curated record.